AUGACCGCCGCCUCAGUGGAGCAUCAGUACUGGCCGUUUGCCCUGCAGCAUGUGGAAUCGAAAGGGACAGCGAUGGGCUGCCAGGGGGUUGGUAGGUUGAUGCUUACCACCACUCUGCUUACGGAAGUGCUCGAGCCAGAUGCGCAAAUGCCCAGUCAGGAAGGAUUUGGAGGCUUUGAGGUUGGCACAGGCGACGUGUUCAAGAAGGGCCAUACCCAUACCUUGGGUUUCUUCCGCCGCGGGGGAGUGUUGGGCAUCACUGCAGAGUGUAGGUGGACCACCCUGGCACUUCUUGUGAACGUUGACUCGGCGAUUCACCGAGACAAGAACAAUUUGCCAGGUUACAACAAUGUUCUCGUGCCCUUGUGUGUUCCUGAGGUGAUUGCGGGAACGACGUGGCCCCUGCAAGUGCUGAAGCCUUUUGAGCUAGACCCACGCAAGUUCCAUGCGUCGCAACCCUGGGAAAAGGGCUCUCGGGUGAUUUUGGUUGCAUAUAGCCUCACAGCCAUCCAACGUGCUGAGCCGAGCACCAUUGGGAAGCUGAGGCAAGCCGGGUUUGCCUUGCCACGUGACCUAUCAGUUGGGAACGGGGAUAGUCGGGAGUGCGUGGAGCGAGAGCCUACAGUGCAGAUUGAGGAGCUGGAUGUAAUCCCCUACUCCGACAAGGGGGAGAAGGCCGGUCACGAUGUGCAAGGCCCGUGCGCAGAGGGCCUAACUGAACCCUGCCAUCGUGUCGCCAAGCUUGACGCGAACAACCGAGCGGAUGUGGCUAUGCAGACCCCUGUGUGGAGACAGCGGUUUACUGUGCUGAAUGAUGAACAAGCCGAGCAGGCUCGAAGACGGGGAGUGCGGAGACCACGCUCCGAGUGGAGAGAGAUCAGAGUGGGACACAAUUACGGCGACCUCAACCAUGUGAGGGACAGUCCCCUCUCUGCAUUUGCCCUUUCAAUGUACCUAGCUAGGAAUAGGUCCUGGCAGGAUUCCCCGGAGCUUGAGGUUAUCUGGGAGGGCUACGAGAAUCCUGUGCCAUGGUUGUUUGGGUUUCAGCCAUAUCAUCUGACCGAAAACAAUACUCAGUUUGAGCUUGAUCGGUUGGGAGAGGUGCAUAGCAUGGUGAGGAUUGGAUAUGAGGAUGCACCCAACCUUCAUGGGUAUCUGUUCCGAGCCUCGUUUGGGAACGAAGAAUCCAAGUGGUAUUUUAUCGAGUCGAUGAUGACAUUGGAAGACCGGUUUCUGUCCGCAGAGGCUGUGGGAAGAGUUCCAGUGCCCAAUCCGGAAACUCACCCAUGCAGGAGUUGGCCUCAGGUCCAGGCGCAGAGGUGUAGGGAGGUUCUACAAGAUGCUUUGGCGACAACGCAUGAAGAAGCGCUCCGUACAGUCUGGCUGGGGAUGGGACUAAUUGUCCUAGAUCAUGCAGGCCGUGGGACCGUUAACGAGCAGCAUGAGAUGCUCAACGAAUUUCCUCAGGCACUUCCGAUGUCAGAUGAGCUGGCCGAGGCCGUCCAUUGGGCCUCCACUCAGGUCCCGUACGCCGAAGGCCGAGGCUUUGUGGAAGGGGAGGUGCACCAAGGUAUCAGGCGAAGGUUUGGCUAUCGCCCAGAGACCAUUGGAGGUGCGCUAGAUCCCAGUCAUUUCCCCAGGUUGUAUGAACAAGGAGUCACUCCGGAACGGUUCUUAGCCCUACGAGAGCAAGUGUCCGGUCUCUCCUUCAUUCAGAGAGUCAUUGUGACUCGUGCCGUAACGGCCGGAGGCACCGUCGAUCCACCGAGGAUGUCCCGGCGGGGAGACAGUGAGUUUGCUCGGGAAGUCGAACAGGCUGAGGCUGAGCAUCAGUUACAGAGGGAGCGUGUGUCUAUGCUCCGCGCCACCCCGGGCCGAUCCCUCUUCCCUGAGGAACCUAUAGCGAUAGGGGUUAGUCCCGAUACCCCUAAGGAGAUUGAAGGCAACUCCGACGACGGAGAAGAAUGGUCGGACGAUGGCGUUGUGGUUGCAGAUUGGGAGGACCUCGAAGGAGGACCGGUCAAGGAGGAAGCUGACUUCUUUGAGAUGCCAGCUGAAGGUAGCCGUCUACACCAGGCACAAGCGUCGCCACCAGGCGACCAAGUUGAGAUGUGUGAGUUGGUUGCCGCUGCCGUUCCUCUUGCCUUUGAUGAGGCAGCAAGGGAAGAACUUGACCGGAGCCAGCUUCGACUUCAAGCUUUGAUAAAAAGGGAGAGCAAUCUACAUGUGCAAGCGGUUGUGUGUGACUCUGCCAAUGGUGGAGAGCGAGUGGAGUCCCUUCGCAGCGCCGCUCAGCAAGUGGAGCAGGCCACUCAGGACCUCCAGCAGUCUUACGAUGAGGUAUUGCAGACCCAUGUGGUCCCGAACGCAGUUGUGGAGCGUGAUCCCAGCGAGUGGAUCGGUCCGAUGAGGGAGGAGUAUGAAGGCUUGCAGAAGGCAGUGAAGCCUCUGGAUGAAGCCACGCUGGAGCAGUGGCGCCACGACGGAACCCCCUGCGAGGUGAUUCCUGCGAAGGUCAUUUGCAGCAUUAAGGCGCCAAAAGGAAGGCGAAAGGUGCGAUGCGUAUGUUGCGGGAACUUUGCACGAAGCGACCGGUGGUCGCGGGCCGACACCUACUCAGGAGGGAUUGACGCCGUCACCCUGCGUACACUGUUGCGGUUCGCAGGUCUUCGGAAACUGGAUCUAGGAAUCAUUGACGUCAAGCAAGCAUUCCUUACAGCGCCGCUGCUGUCGAACGGGGUUCAGAUAGUAGUCAUGACUCCGGCAAUGUUCCGUCGCCACCGCAUCUGCGAGGAGAAGUACUGGUCUGUGCAUCAGGCCUUGUAUGGGCUGACCAUUAGUCCCCGCAGCUGGUCAGUGCAUAGGGACGGAACCUUGACUGAGUUGCGUUUUAAUGUCGACGGAGCCCCUGUGAGAGUUCGGCCCAUGACCAGCGAUCCCAACAUCUGGACCGUAUAUCGUGAGGAGGACCACAGUGUUGCGGUGUCUGGAAGUGCACUGAGCCGGUGUUACUUUCCGAGGUACAUUCAGGAACUUUUGCAGAGGUAUGAGGUUGGAGAGCCCCUGCAGGUCCCGGGUGAGGGGCAGCCACAGACCCCAGACGAGGAGGAUAAGGAGGGCUUCGAGGGCCGAGGCCCCGAGGGGGUCCUCAAGGUCGAAAGGUCUGAGGACCUUGUGGAGGGAUACAGCGAUGCCUCGUUUGCUCCCGAAAGCUCGCGCUCACAUGGGGCUUUCCUGACUGUGUGGGCCGGAGCCACGAUCAACUGGUGCAGCAAGAAGCAGGCCUACAUGACGAUGUCAACAUGCGAGUCGGAACUUGGAGCCCUGAGUGAUUCGGGCCAGGCGGUUAUGUCCAUUUGCCCUCUGAUCAAUGA
This is a messenger RNA of Symbiodinium necroappetens, 3374 nucleotides long. The record is from the annotation of a GenBank genome assembly. Lineage: Eukaryota; Dinophyceae; Suessiales; Symbiodiniaceae.